AUGACGGAAAAUUCUCGUGGAGCAUGGGGGAACCAAAUUCAAUUUGUACUCACCUGCAUUGGAUUUUCAGUUGGUUUGGGUAAUCUUUGGAGAUUUCCAGCUAUGGCCUACGAGAAUGGAGGAGCAGCAUUCCUCAUCCCCUAUGUCACCUGCUCUAUUCUCGUUGGACUUCCAUGUUUGUAUCUUGAAUUCUUCAUCGGCCAAUCUACUCAAUCCGGACCAUCGAAAGCGUUCUGGUAUUAUAUGCCAGCUCUACAAGGUAUAGGCUGGGCAAUGUCCCUUCUGAGUUUACUGACUGGAAUUUACUAUAAUCUUGUGGUGGCUUGGUGUCUUCGGUACAUUUUCGAUGUGAUCACCUUCCAAUCAUCAAAAUGGACAUCUUGCGAUAACUACUGGAACAGCGAGACUUGUCAGGGUAUCAAUGGAUCUGUAGCCGCCAUAGGAGAUAAUGCUACAUUUGCGGCUCAAGAAUUUUUUAGGAAGGUUGCUGACAAAUAUUCGGAUCUGAAGGUGGAAUUUUUGCUUAUCAUCGACCCAGAAUGCCGAGCCAUCUAUCCCAUUAAGCAGUACAAAAUGACUGGUAAAAUGGCUCGAUUUUUGGGUCAGAAGAGGAUUUCAACGAAACAACGUAUUCGGGUGGGAUUGGAAUAUCGCUUAUUCAAAAUGUCUGCUACUCCGGAAGAGUAUGGCAUGUUUAAUUGGGAGAUGUUCACUGCACUGUUGAUGGCCUGGAUUAUAACGUGUCUGUCAAUAAUCAAAGGAGUUUCAGUUAUCGGAAAAAUCUCAUUUUUAACCGCUACUUUGCCUUAUGUUAUAAUAGUGAUAAUGUUCAUUCGCGGGGUGACAAUGGAUGGAGCUAAGGCCGGAAUAGACUACUACUUGCUGAAGCCGGAUAUGAGUAAAGUAUUUCGCCUAAAGACGUGGGUGGAAGCGGCCAAGCAGUUAUGUUUCAGCCUAAGUAUUGGCUUCGGUGGUCUACUGGCUUUGGCUUCUUUCAAUAAAAAAGAUCACAACUGCUUCCGGGAUGCUAUCGUCGUGACUAUUUGUGAUUGCCUUAUGAGUAUAAUUGGUGGUGUCGCCGUUUUUUCGACCCUCGGGUCAUUGUCAAAAUCGUCUGGGAAACCAAUAGAUGAUCUCUUCAAAUAUGAUGCUCCUUCAAUCACCUUCGUAACUUACCCACAAGCGAUCAGUACCAUGCCUGUUCCUGAGCUGUUCGCACUCCUAUUGUUCUUCAUGUUUUUUCUUCUAGGAAUCAGCAGUCAAUUCGGCACCACUCAGACAAUCGUCACCACAGUGACUGACCAAUUUCCUGCUCUGCGAAGAUGGAAAUGGGCGGUGGCCGUAGGGUUGUGUAUAUUCUGCCUGCUCGUUGGACUGCUGAUGUGUUGGCAGUCCGGCUUUUACUGGUUUCAACUGUUCUUCAACUCUAUUGGUGGCAUUACCGUCCUCAUUCUGUGCCUCGUUGAAGUUGUCUCCAUAAUAUACCUCUACGGUAGAUCUAAUAUAAUUCGUGACAUACGAAAGAACCUUGGCUACCCUAAAAGCAGAUUGACAAAGAUAUUCGGCGCCUCAGGCUACUAUAUAUUGCUAUGCUGGACUGUUCUUACCCCGUUCAUACUUAUGGUCGUUGUCGUAACUGGAAUUGUUGCUGAUUUUUGUAGUGCCACUAACAAAGACAGGAAUCUGUUCUUAACAUAUCUACCUCUUCUUCUGAUCCCUGGCCUCACUUUCAUUAAUAUCUGGUAUUUCGUGAGAAAAGGAAAGAGUUGGAAACAAGCCUUCAUAAUCCGGUCACAACUACCUUCCAUCGAAACACGAGCCAAAGAGGUACGGAUAACGCCUGCUACUCUGAUGCCAAACGAUAAAAUCUUCGCUUUCAAUUGA
This is a messenger RNA of Haemonchus placei, 1884 nucleotides long. The record is from the annotation of a GenBank genome assembly. Lineage: Eukaryota; Metazoa; Nematoda; Chromadorea; Rhabditida; Trichostrongylidae.